AUGGACGUCCCAAAGACCAACAAGAGACGCAAGAUCACGGACAAGUCCGUACCGCAAUCCUUGCUGAACAACCCGGCAUUUGCGGAGGACUCUAAGAUGUAUCAAGACUUGGCCGAGAUGGAGCGCCGGCUUGAUUGGACCGUGUCGAGGAAGAAGGUCGAGGUCCAGGAUGCGCUGGGGCGGACUAUGACGAUAAACCGCACGCUGCGGCUGUUCUUAUCGCAUACGGUGUCAGGUCAGACAUGGCAGACUGGCGUGGAUGCCCCUACACCAAACUUCGAGACCGGAGAAGGCAUACCUGCUUGGCAAUUCAAAUUGGAAGGUCGGUUGUUGGAGAUACCCGGCGUAAAGAGCAAGCACCAGCCACCGCCCCGCAAGUUCACUACAUUCAUCAAACACCUCAUAAUUGAGCUCGAACGGGACCCCAGUGUCUAUCCAGAUGGUAACAUAGUCGAAUGGCACCGUCAAGCGAACAACGUGAACAAUCCCCAGGCUCAGCUCGAUGGCUUUACUAUACGGCGAACCGGCGAUCAGCCGACGAGAAUCAGGGUCGUGCUUCAUUUGACACAGGAGCCGGAGGUGUUCAAGGUGCACCCGGAACUCGGCGAUAUCUUGGGUAUCAAGGAAGAAUCUCGUGUCGGCGUGUUGCAGACGCUUUGGAACUACAUCAAGAUACAGGGAUUGCAAGACAAAGUCGACCGUAGGAUGAUCAGGGCAGAUGAUAAGCUGAAACCGAUUUUCGGUGCAGAUACAGUGCCAUUCCAGCAGCUCCCCGAGAUAGCUAUGCGGUUCCUCCUUCCGGCGGAUCCCAUCAUCCUGCACUACACGCUGAACCCGAGCGUGCUACCUCCUGAAAAGCCUCAGGCUUGGGAUGUAGAGGUGAAGACUGACGACGUCGGCCUCAAAAGUCGCAUGAAUCAUGUCUUGGUAGGAUUGAGCACUGAGAGCGCCAAAGACCUACAGAAACUCGACGACGAGAUUGCCUUGCACGCGCAAUCAUUACACAACUCCCACAUCAAGCGAACGUUCUUGCACCAGUUCGCUCGUGACCCCGCCGCGUUUAUCCAGCGCUGGAUUGAGUCGCAGUCCAAGGAUCUUGAGAGCAUGCUAGGCAGCGGACCCACAGAAGGUUCAACUGCGUAUGAUAUGGCGAGCAAGCAAUUGGGCAAGUUACGACAGUGGGCGGGCGAGGUCAUCUCAUCGAGGGAGAAAACGGUCGCGACGGAUGAGUUCAAAGAGCUCGAGCACGAUGUGGAGUUACGCAGGGAGAGUUUGAUGCGGCUCCAUAUCGCAGCAGAAGACUUCAAGCAUUCGCUCGCGAAGAAGAAAGAUUCGGAUGCUAUGGACGCUGGGGAAAAGAUCACAAGGAUUGAUGCGCUCGGUAUCGUCAUGAUCAAGAAUGGCGAGGAAUACGGCGAAGAGUCUGGAUACGGGUCGGCGUUGAUCAAGCUUGGUCGAGCACAUUGCAAAAUUGCGACUCUGCAAGAAGCAUUCGCGCUCACAUUGCAGGACACGUUUCUUUCCGCCAUGCAACGAUACGGCGAGGAUAUCAAGGCUUACGAUGUCCAAAGGAAGAAGCUGGACAGUCGCAGGCUGAGCUACGAUGCUGCCGUGAGCAAGGUGGAACAUCUGAAGAAGAACAAGAAAACUAAGGAGAAAGACUUGCAGGAUGCAGAGGAGGAACUCGAGAUGGCCAAACAGCGUUUUGAGGAAACCUCCGAAGACGUCCAUGCAAGGAUGUACGCGAUUCAAGAGAAUGAACUGAGCCAGUUGAAAGAUCUCGGUUCGUUCCUUGACGCGGAACUUAGCUUCGUCAAUCAGUACGCAGAAAUUUUGCGCGACGUUAAGUCUGACUGGGUCGAUGAGCACGACCUCAGUAAGCGACCCAGACCCCAUGGCCCCACUCACUCCUUCACGCGAGAGGAAGAUGACCUGAAGAGGUUCGGGUCGGUCAAAUCGACGAAGUCUACUCGCCAUCGCUCUACCCCGCCCUCAGAUGCCGAGACCGAGUCGGAUAACGCAGAUGUCGGUCGCAAAUCUGUAAGCCGCAAACCGUCGAUGGCGCGCCGUAAAUCGAACAUGUCUAUGAAGAGUCGCCAAUCGGAGAAGGAGAAGGACGAGAGCCGUUCGCAUUCGCGUACUCCUUCAAAGUCUGGACGCAAGCGUACGGACAGUUCCGCUACAGCGAAUGGCAAUUCUUCCACUGCGCAGGCUGAACAUGAGGCUGCGAGUUCCAAGAGGCGUAGUAUUGCGGGGUGGAUGAGCUCCAUCGGACGUACCAAAGCGAAGGAUUCAUUCUCUACUCUCCAGGGCCAACAUCCAGAUGACGCGAGCGAGGACGAGGACGAGGACGAAGCGCCGAAGCGUCCCCCAAGCUCGCUGUCGAACAAGUCGUCCAAAUCUGCAAAGAGCAAAUCUAAGACAAGCGACUCCCCCCGUAUUGCCUCUCGCUCUCUCCUACAGAAGCGGGUGAAGGCCUUGUACGAUUUCUCGGGGUCAUCGGACGAGCUCAGCUUCAGGGUCGGGGACGAGAUCGUCGUGCUGAACGAGGUGCUAGAAGAAUGGUGGAUGGGCGAGAUGGACGGAAAGACGGGCCUAUUCCCAUCCACAUAUACGGAGGUCAUUCAGGCACCGACGUCGUCGAAGGCGCCGCCUCUGCCAAGGCGCCCUAGGGCGAGUUCCAGACCACCUACUCUCGCUUCCACACCUCGUUUCAAUGCCACGCAUCCUGCAGACACGGACAGCUACCUCACGAGCGACGCAGACGAUGAUCAUCCCUUCGGCGACCACAUGCUGGUCAGUCACGCCAGGACGCCUGUUUACAACACCUUCGGCGAUGCCGACAGCGCUCUCAGUAGCGCCGCGGAGGACGGAGAAGAGGAGGAACGAGGAUUGAUGAAGAAGCAUGAUAGUCCAUGGGCCGAAUCGGAAUCUACGAUCAGUCGUAAGACCCCUGCCCCACGGAUUCCUCUGCGCCGAGGAACGGAGGUCGGCAGCUCGAACAGCCUGGGGAAGAAGGCACCACCUCCACCCCCGCCACGCCGGGCCAACUCCAGUUUCCAAUCCUCGGCCUCGUCUUUAUCAGCGACGUCGCAGGAGAAACGAAGCAACACGUUCUUGACGUCACACUCGAGCGCCUCGACGUCCAGCCAAUCGUCAUUAUCUGCCUUAGCCGCUGCCACCAGUGGGGGACAUGCUGAAUCGCCGUUCGGUGAAACUGUGGGUUCAUGGUCAGGCCCAUGUAAGGAUUUCAAGCAAAACCCGUUCAAGCCUCGCGGCAUGUGCAGCAACUGUUUCCAGAUGCACGAAUGAUGUCUGCCAUCCUUCAUAUACCCUGAUAUUGUCUCAUACCGGAACUCACCUACCAUCUUACGACUAUAUAUUCAACACGAUGUACCAUAUGCAUAGAUUGGACAGACAACUCAGGAGAACUUGC
Punctularia strigosozonata HHB-11173 SS5 is the source of this 3436-nucleotide messenger RNA. RefSeq names its product BAR-domain-containing protein. Bases 1 to 3312 code for a protein of 1103 amino acids. Gene Ontology annotation, cellular component: cytoplasm; SWI/SNF complex; nucleus. Gene Ontology annotation, molecular function: protein binding. Gene Ontology annotation, biological process: regulation of transcription by RNA polymerase II. The transcript is spliced from 18 exons. NCBI's taxonomy places the organism in Eukaryota, Fungi, Basidiomycota, Agaricomycetes, Corticiales, Punctulariaceae. The record is from RefSeq and is a predicted model, not a curated record.